AUGACUACUGCAAAUCCAGAAACAUGGGUAACAUCUAAUUUCAGUCAGAAUGGAAUUAUGAAUAAAAAUUCAUUGUCUAACGGUUUUAAUGAGAGCAACAAUAGUAGUAAUAGUAGUAUAAAUACAAUUACCCCUACUACUGAUACAACUGCCACUACUACUACUACAACAACUACUUCUACUGCUUCAAACAACAAUAAUAAUGUGAAUAGUAUUAAUACUGUUCUUAUAUCAGAUACAAAUUUGCAAGCAUAUUCAACUACAAAAUUUGUUUGUUCCAGUCCAAAUCGAAUUGAACUCAAUCAAAGUAUGAAUAUUCACUUAAAAAAUAAUCAAACUCAUAAUCCUACAGUCACAUCGAUUGUCACUGAUCAGUAUUUAAAUAAACCAAAUAAUAAUUUAAAAUUAUCAACUUACUGUACACAAAAUAAGAAUAUAAAUGAUUCCAGUUUAAUUAAAAUUAAUCCAUUACGUUGUAAUGAAUGUCAAUCAAAUAUAUUUGAUCAAUAUUAUUAUAGUAUAGAUGAUCAAACAUGGCAUCAAAAUUGUUUAAGGUGUUUCGAUUGUGGAUUUGUGCUCACGGAACGAUGUUACACAAAAGAUGGUCAUUUAUAUUGUCGAGAAGAUUUUAUCAAAAAUUUCGGUCCUAAAUGUUCAACUUGUCACAAGCUUAUACAGAAUGGGGAACUUGUUCGAUUUGCACGUCAUUAUGUAUACCAUAUUAAUUGUUUCCAAUGUACAAUUUGUAAGAAACAAUUCUCCACAGGUGAUCAAUAUUAUCUUUUAUAUAAUGACAAGUUUUUAAUAUGUCGUGAACAUUAUUAUGAAAACAAUGGUUUAUUAAUGCCACAUAUAACAACAACAACAACAACAACAACAAAAUCUUCAUCGGAAAUGGAUUUAUUGUCAAUACUUACAAACUCUAAUUCAUCUGUCAAAGAUAUUGCCAAAACCGAUUUGAAAUUAGAAUCCCCUAGUACAUUGUCGAAUUCUGUUAACUGUGAAUUAUUAGUCAAUAGUAUGAAUUGUAUACAAAAUAUUCAUGACUAUGAAAUAAAUACAAAUGUUAAAAAUGAGUUAGAACGGUUGAAAGGUUUCAGUCACGAUGAUAUUUCAAAUCCACUUAAUCAACUGCAUUCAUCUUUAUCUGAAAUAUCUAUGUUUUCAUCAUGUCAAUCUUUGUCUUCAAUUCCACCACUACCUGUAUUAUGUCCUACUUCAUCUUCCACUUCUACAGUAGCAAUAACAAUACCAACAAUGACUUUGGCGAAUAUCAUUUCCACUGCAAUAACUAAUACAAUAACUACUUUCACUUCUCCUUCUAAAACACAAAUAAAUGAUAACAACAAACUUGUCCAGUCAAUUCCUGAAGUUGAAAAUUCUAUUACAAAUAGCAAUUUCAUAAAUUCUGAAUUAACUGCUCAACAAUACUCAUCCAAUAUUCCAGUAGGAAAAUCUCAUCCAACACCACUAGAAGUUAAAUUACAACAAAACUCUGAUCAAUCAGAUAGUGUAUAUUCAACAAAUUUACUAUGUCAAUCACAAACAAAAUCAGAUCAUCUAUUUUCAUCGGACAUUACAGAUGUAAUGGUCAGUGCGCCAUUAUCAACGGUAUCAUUUCUACCGAAUUCCAUGUCUGAUGGUUCACGAUCAUUCAUUCACACACCGAUCAAUAAUACCUUAUUGAAUACAACUCCAUUUCUUUCGAAUCAACCAAUCAAUGCAAAUCUACCAUUUUUUCAACUUAAUCAACAAUUUCUUAGAAAAUCAGAACAAUUAACACGGAAUAAUUAUGUAUGGAAUAAAAGGAAUAUUGAUAAAGAUAUCAAUGAGAAUAGUUUAAAUUGUCUACAAAAACUGCAUGAAACCCAUAAUCCUUAUGAAAACCAUAUAUCAAAAGAAAUAAUACACAAUAAUAUCAAUAAUAAUAAUAAUAAUAAUCAAAAUGUAAACACUAACUAUAACAACUUAUUAUGGAUUAGUAAAGAUAUCAAUGAAAAUAAUGACUUAUUAAUAAAUGACAAUUCUCUGUCAACUUUAUAUGGUUGUGAUAGGUUUCGUCUGUCGUCAUUGAAUGAACAAAUGUCCAAUAAAGAAAAUCAACUGAUUAACAGAUCAAAAAGUAAAGCUUAUCUAACAAGAACUGAGAAAUUUCCAUUAACAAUCGAUACGAACCAUCCGUGUAUUGAUAAUGAUAAUGAUAAUCAUUUGGCAAUAUUAAACAGGAGUAAAAUGAUUGUCAAUGAUAGAUUUGAACAGAAUGUCAAUUCGCUGAUUCAUGAUAACAAUGAAGUUCAUAAGGAUAAUGGACAACUAGUAAAUCAUUUAGGCAACAACAACAAUGUUGAUGAUGCGAAUGAAAGUGAAGAUGACGAUGUUGAUGAGAAUAUGAUAAAUGCUGAGGAACCGUGUAAUGAAAAUAACAAAAGACAUGGUUCUAUGCAUUUAGAAGAGUUUAAAACUACAAUGUUACAUAGUGAUCAAGAAAUUGAUUACAAUGACAUUAAUUCAUCUUCUUCACAAGAUAGAUUUAUUCAAUUAUUGCAUCAAUCUCAUCCUUAUGAAUCCCCAAUACAAACAAGUUGUUGUGAAAUGCCAAUAAGUGAGACAUCAUCACAAAGAAGUGUAGCCGAUGAUGAAGGAGAUGAUGUUGACGUUGAAGAUGACGACGAUGAUGCUGAUGAUGAUGAUGAUGACGAGAGUAUAACUGGUCAAUGUAGAGUAAAUCGUCAACAUCAUCCUCAUCAUCAUCAUUUAACUAGUGGUAUUGAAAGUGGACUGAAUUGCAGCGUAGGUCCUGGUAGUAGUAGUAAUAGUGGAAUCGGUCUCAAAACAAACUGUGGAAAUAACAAUAAUGGUGGUGGUGGUGGAGGUGCGAAACGUCGUGGCCCACGUACAACAAUCAAAGCAAAACAACUAGACACACUUAAAACAGCAUUUGCUGCAACUCCUAAACCAACCAGACAUGUCAGAGAAUCAUUAGCACAAGAAACUGGACUCUCGAUGCGUGUCAUUCAGGUUUGGUUUCAAAAUCGUCGUAGUAAAGAACGGCGUAUGAAACAGUUGAAUGCACUUGGUACACGUCGAUCAUUCUACAGAAAUCCACGAAGAUUACGUGGUAUAAGAUCAGGAAUAUUAACCAAUGAACUGAGCUCGGGCGGUCCAGGUGAUAUAAUCACUAAUUCUGCUUACCAUGAAUAUCUAGUAGGACCUAGUCCAGAUAUUUACAACGCAAUCGCUUCAGCUGCUGCAGUUGCAUCAGGUGUUCCUUUUAAUUUGCCUAGUGCAAUUCCUAGUCUGUCAGGAAAUUAUCCUCUGCCACAAGUACAGCCACUUCCUUCAAACGACUCAAUGAUCUCAGGUACAGCAUCACAUUUAUUGAACAAUGAUACAAGAUCUUUUCACAAUGACAAUACACCACAUUUCAAUUCGAAUCAAUCUCAUUUAACAUCGAGCUUUCUUUCAAAUUCACUCGGUUGUCUUCCAUAUCAUCCGACAAAUUUGCCAGCUACAAGUGGAUUUCAUGAAGAAAUAAAAUCAGGUUUAUCAUAUCCUCCGCCUUAUUUUCCUUCAUCGUCAUCAUCGUCAACAUCAUCCAUGUCUUCUCAACAACUAUCGAAAUUUCCACUUUAUAAUAAUAAUACUACUAAUAACAAUUGUUCACCAACUGGAUCCGUAUUUCCGUUAUCUGAUCCGAGAGAUUUUCAUUUAUCUAGUUUUCUUGAAAAUCACUGUAAUAACAACAACAGUAAUAAUAAUAAUAAUAAUAAUCCUAAUAGUGAUAUGAAAUUAUUCAGUUUAACAUGUCCUCCCAAUCCAUUAUCAAUGACAAAUCGAUCAGUUUAUAAUUCAACUGGAAUAAAUUUUAAAAAUUUACCUCCGCCUAUAUUUGAUGAAAUCGCAUGCAGACCGAAUUUAGUAUGA
This is a messenger RNA of Schistosoma turkestanicum, 3924 nucleotides long. Lineage: Eukaryota; Metazoa; Platyhelminthes; Trematoda; Strigeidida; Schistosomatidae. The record is from the annotation of a GenBank genome assembly.